UAGCAUUUAUAGUGAUGCAAGUUGGACUUGUGUUUUCUUAUAUCCCUAUAUCCAUGUGUACUUUGCGAAUAUGUGUGCAAAAAAAUAAAUAUGGGAAAAAGGUCGGAGAGAGGAGUGGGUGAAAAAUUGUAGGUGUGGUUGCUGACGAUGAAUCAGGCUGAAGUCGCAUCUGAAGAUUCAAAGCUGAAUGUUCCUAGUGUACAAAAAGUUCACGUGACUGUUUUCUACGAGGCUCUGUGUCCCGAUUCUCGUAGCUUUUUUGUGAAACAACUGCUUCCCACUUUUGAGCAGAUAUCAGAAAAUAUGGAAAUCGAAUCAAUUCCUUACGGAAACGCCAAGACCACAAAAACCGAUGAUAGUUACAAAUUUGAUUGCCAACACGGUCCUACCGAAUGCGAAGCAAAUAUGAUUCAUGCGUGUGCAAUAGAGGCGAUAAAGGAUCCGAAACAACAGUUAGAGUACCUGACCUGCAUGAUCAAACGAAAUCAUGAACCCCAGGAAAUCAUGAAAUCUUGCGCCAAGGAUAUGAGUAUAAAAUAUCAACCAAUUCUCGAAUGUUUCAACGGAAAGCAUGGAAAAGAGUUAUUAGCCAAAUAUGGUGAAAUUACGGAAAAAAACAAGAGUGAAAUCACCUUCAUCCCGACGAUUUCUCUCGAUCAGAGUUUCAGCAACCAGCCAGCAAUACUCAAGAAUUUGUUGAAACAGGUUUGUCUUCUCUUAAAAAAUUUGCCGAAAGCUUGUAGCCAGUGAUGCAAAUCUGCCACUUGUUAUAAAUCAUAUUUUUUUAA
Belonocnema kinseyi is the source of this 788-nucleotide messenger RNA. Its product is annotated as GILT-like protein 1. Gene Ontology annotation, molecular function: oxidoreductase activity, acting on a sulfur group of donors, disulfide as acceptor. The record is from RefSeq and is a predicted model, not a curated record. NCBI's taxonomy places the organism in Eukaryota, Metazoa, Arthropoda, Insecta, Hymenoptera, Cynipidae. Bases 148 to 750 code for a protein of 200 amino acids. The transcript has 4 exons.